Molecule: messenger RNA, 933 nt
Organism: Danaus chrysippus (African queen)
Lineage: Eukaryota; Metazoa; Arthropoda; Insecta; Lepidoptera; Nymphalidae
Source: the annotation of a GenBank genome assembly
AUGUUUAAAAAGAACUAUUCGAGGCUGUUCAGACCUUGGGAUGUGAGUGAUAAGGAUGAAACAAAAACGAGUGAACAGACAGAGUUACGGGAUGAAGUUAAGAUGAAGAAAGAUUUGAAACGGGAGAACAGGCUGAGGAAAAUACGGGGAGUGUUUAAAAGAAAUGAUGUUAACCAAGAUGCUACAGUUUCCACGACGACAGCUGAUGAUGAAGAGAAAACUAAAGUAGAAGACAUUCCCAAUAAACCAGCAGAUUUAUCAGACUCUCCUGUAGCCAGCUUAAGCUUAUGCUGCGAUAGAUUACUCCAAGAACCUGAAAAACUAUUAAAAUCAGACAAAACCAGAGAUAUACCAAAAACACCAGAUGUAUACCCUCAAAAUUUAUUCCCUCAAAGUAUGGUGGCAUCAAAUAUAUAUAAUCAAGGCUACAUAACUGAUUAUGUAGCGUCAGACAUCGCACAAACACUCGGAGUUCCACCAACUGAUCCACUACUUUUAGAAUCACUAGCACAAGGAUACGCCAUGGAAUUAGAAUACGCAAGAAUACUCCAACAAGAAAACGAAGCGAAAUUACUGAAUGCACGAAAACAGAGACCAAAGAAAUACAAAUGCCCGCACUGCCAAGUCGGUUUUUCCAACAAUGGCCAACUGAAAGGCCACAUACGGAUACACACAGGAGAAAGGCCUUACAAAUGUGACGAGAAAAACUGCGGGAAAAGCUUUACUAGGAAUGAAGAAUUGACGCGUCAUAAGAGAAUACAUUCAGGAGUACGUCCAUACCCGUGUCCAACUUGUGGGAAAAAAUUUGGACGACGAGAUCACUUGAAGAAACACACAAGAACUCAUUAUUUGCAAGCUGAGAGGAUGAUGCCUGUAUUCGUCCCGCUCACGGCCGUACAACAAAUAGGCUUCCCAUACUUAUAUGGGUAUUGA